Messenger RNA from Camelus dromedarius (Arabian camel), 1417 nucleotides. RefSeq names its product arginase 2 (gene ARG2). The coding region runs from base 81 to 1145 and encodes 354 amino acids. Gene Ontology annotation, molecular function: manganese ion binding; arginase activity. Gene Ontology annotation, cellular component: mitochondrion; cytoplasm. The record is from RefSeq and is a predicted model, not a curated record. NCBI's taxonomy places the organism in Eukaryota, Metazoa, Chordata, Mammalia, Artiodactyla, Camelidae. The transcript is spliced from 8 exons.
GCGGCCAGCGGCCCCGCUCACUUAAGGCAGCGAGUCCCGCACAGCAGCUGCUUGCUCGGGUACGUGCCGCGCUGCCCAUCAUGUCCCUGAGGAGCAGCCUCUCGCGUCUCCUCCGGGCGCAAGUGCAUUCCGUGCCGAGGAAGUCCGUCCAUUCUGUGGCUGUCAUUGGAGCCCCAUUCUCACAGGGACAGAAAAGAAAAGGAGUGGAAUAUGGUCCUGCUGCUAUAAGAGAAGCGGGCUUGAUGAAAAGGCUUUCCAAUUUGGGCUGCCACCUUAAAGACUUCGGAGAUUUGAGUUUUACUCCAGUUCCCAAAGAUGAUCUCUACAACAAUCUGAUAGUGAAUCCUCGCUCAGUGGGCCUUGCCAACCAGGAACUAGCUGAGGUGGUCAGCAGAGCGGUGUCAGGUGGCUACAGCUGCGUCACAGUGGGAGGGGACCACAGCUUGGCAAUUGGUACCAUUAGUGGCCACGCCCGGCACUGCCCAGACCUUUGUGUAAUCUGGGUUGAUGCCCACGCUGACAUCAAUACACCCCUCACCACGUCAUCUGGAAAUCUCCAUGGACAGCCAGUUUCAUUUCUCCUCAGAGAACUACAGGACAAGGUACCACAACUCCCAGGAUUUUCCUGGAUCAAACCUUGUAUCUCUUCCCCAAGUAUUGUAUAUAUUGGGCUAAGAGACGUGGACCCUCCUGAACAUUUUAUUUUAAAGAAUUAUGAUAUUCAGUAUUUUUCCAUGAGAGACAUAGAUCGACUUGGUAUACAGAAGGUCAUGGAACAGACGUUCGAUCUGCUGAUUGGCAAAAGACAAAGGCCAAUCCACCUGAGUUUUGAUAUUGACGCAUUUGACCCUACACUGGCUCCAGCCACAGGAACCCCUGUUGUAGGGGGACUGACCUAUCGAGAAGGCAUGUAUGUUACUGAGGAAAUACACAAUACAGGGUUGCUCUCAGCACUGGAUCUUGUUGAAGUCAAUCCUCGGUUGGCCGCUUCAGAGGAAGAGGCCAAGGCUACAGCUGGCCUGGCAGUGGAUGUGAUUGCUUCAAGUUUUGGUCAGACAAGGGAGGGAGGGCACGUUGUCUAUGACCAACUUCCGACUCCCAGUUCACCAGAUGAAUCAGAAAGUGAAGAACGUGUAAGAAUUUAGGAAAUACUGUGUCCUGACAAUGUCACGAUGGGCAUUUCAGAGUUGUGAGGCAUUUGAGGUGACAGAUACUAAAUGGUGGUCUGUCUGGGUCAAUACUGCCUUAAUGAGAACAUUUGCGCAUUCUCACAAUUGUAAAGUUUCCUUCCCCUUCAUUUUGGUGACCAAUACUACUACUGUAAAUGUAUUUGGUUUUUUGAAGUUCACAAGGUAUUAAUAUGUUGGAUCACUAUGUAAAUUUACAGAAGUCAUAAACAGCAUUUAUUACCUUGGUA